Messenger RNA from Amblyraja radiata (thorny skate), 998 nucleotides. RefSeq names its product histone H3. The record is from RefSeq and is a predicted model, not a curated record. Lineage: Eukaryota; Metazoa; Chordata; Chondrichthyes; Rajiformes; Rajidae. Bases 27 to 437 code for a protein of 136 amino acids. Gene Ontology annotation, molecular function: structural constituent of chromatin; protein heterodimerization activity; DNA binding. The transcript has a single exon. Gene Ontology annotation, cellular component: nucleosome.
CGUUGAACUCUAACCGCUGGAGGACAAUGGCCCGGACCAAGCAGACAGCGCGCAAAUCGACCGGAGGGAAAGCUCCUCGUAAACAGCUAGCGACGAAAGCGGCGCGAAAGAGCGCUCCAGCCACGGGCGGAGUGAAGAAGCCUCAUCGCUACCGGCCCGGCACCGUGGCUCUGAGAGAGAUCCGGCGCUACCAGAAAUCCACCGAGCUGCUCAUCCGCAAACUGCCUUUCCAGCGCCUGGUGCGGGAGAUCGCUCAGGACUUCAAGACAGACCUGCGCUUCCAGAGCUCGGCCGUCAUGGCCCUGCAGGAGGCCAGCGAGGCUUACCUGGUGGGGCUCUUUGAGGACACCAAUCUGUGCGCCAUCCACGCCAAGCGAGUCACCAUCAUGCCCAAAGACAUCCAGCUGGCCCGCCGCAUCCGUGGGGAGCGCGCCUGAACCCGGCCUCUGUAACACCGAUAACAAACGGCUCUUUUAAGAGCCACCAACUCUGCUGAAGAAAGAGCUGUGUCCCCAUUGUCUUUCUGUAGAAAUGGCAACUCGACGACUACUAAGUGGAGUGAACCUGUUGACUAAUAUUUCGGCUGUAAAUUACAAUUCUCAAAUGGCUGGAUCGGGUAGAAUAGUACCACUAGUUCGUUGUCUGGACGGGACCCCAACUAUUAUAGCGGAGAGCAGGUAGGUUGUGUAUGUCCACCAGAGAUUACAUUACUUGUGCUUUCUGAUAAACUGCACCUUGCGUUUGCACUCUUUGUUUAACUACUGGUCCUCCCCAGGUGCCGGCUAUGCGGAGCUGCAGGCAUCUUUAAACGUUUCUUACUGGCGUUGCGAAUCUCGCCGUUACCAGGGGUGCGGGGGACCCAUGUUUGUAAAUAGGGGAGUUGCACGUAAGGUCAUCGGGUCAAAGGGCCGGACGCACGGAGUAGCUCAAUCCAUGUGGAGGACAUGGCUGCCUCGGCAUACACUUAACACACGGGACGCGUACCUUCUUACCUGUUA